Thlaspi arvense is the source of this 1435-nucleotide messenger RNA. The record is from the annotation of a GenBank genome assembly. NCBI's taxonomy places the organism in Eukaryota, Viridiplantae, Streptophyta, Magnoliopsida, Brassicales, Brassicaceae.
GAAAGAUACAAAAAAAAAAAAAAAAGAGAGAGGAGGUAGAUACCGACUAUCAAAAAUAAUAAUAAUUGAGAGACAAGAAAUAUAGUAAUGAAUAUUAGAAAAGAAAAUAGAAGAAGAGGAAAAAGAUAGAUUUAUGAAAAUGGCGUCAAAAGGAGGAAGGAGAUUGAGUAUGGUUUACGCCAAAAACAAAAAAUAAAUAAUAAUAAAGAAAAGGAGUUGUUCGUAUCGUCUUCUACCUUAUAAAAACACACCAUCCUUGUUUCCCUCUUCCUACACCGCACUCUCUUCUUCUUCUUCUUCAUCAUCCUUCUCUCUCUUUCUCCUCUGUUUGGAUCCAUGGAUAAGGUUAAACUCGUGAAGAAUGGUGUUCUUAGAUUGCCACCUGGAUUCAGAUUUCAUCCCACUGAUGAGGAGCUCGUGGUUCAGUAUCUCAAGAGAAAAGUCCUUUCUUCUCCUUUACCAGCUUCCAUCAUUCCUGAUUUUGAUGUUUGCAGAGCUGAUCCUUGGGACUUACCUGGCAAUUUGGAGAAGGAGAGGUACUUCUUCAGCACAAGGGAAGCCAAGUACCCAAAUGGGAACCGGUCUAACCGGGCAACCGGCUCCGGUUAUUGGAAAGCUACUGGUAUAGAUAAACGGGUCGUGACCUCUAGAGGAAAUCAAAUCGUUGGGUUGAAGAAAACACUCGUAUUCUAUAAAGGCAAGCCACCUCAUGGCUCAAGAACCGACUGGAUCAUGCACGAAUAUCGCCUCUCUUCUUCUCCUCCGAGCUCCAUGGGCCCCAUUCAGAACUGGGUUCUUUGUCGUAUCUUCCUCAAGAAGAGAGCCGGUAACAAGAGCGACGACGACGACGGAGAUAACCGGAAUCUGAGAUAUAGUAGUGAUAAUAAUAAUUCGAGUGACCAAAUUGAAAUAAUUACGACAAACCAAACCGACGAUAAAACCAAACCAAUCUUCUUCGAUUUCAUGAGAAAAGAAAGGACUACGGAUUUGAACCUUUUGCCGAGCUCUCCAUCUUCCGAUCAUGCUUCAAGUGGACUCACGACGGAGAUCUUCUCUUCUGAUGAAGAGACUAGUAGUUGCAAUAGUUUCAGAAACAAUCUUUAAUUUAAUUUUAAUGUUGACUAUCUUAAUAAUUAUUAUAAUAAUUUAAUAUUAAUACGACUCUCCUUCCUUUUUUUCCAUUUUUGCUUGAAAACGAAUCUUUGUCCUCUCUUUCGUUUCGUUUAAAAAAAUUAUAUAUAUGAUUUCGUAAACUAGUUAAAUUUUAUCUUUUAUUCCCUACCAAAAUCUCAAUUCUUCUCGCAACGGUCCACUUAUUGCAAUAAAUAUACUGUAUGUUUUUAUAAGUCAUCGUAAAAGUUUAGGGUAGACACUUUAUUUGGAAAUACUACCACAAACGGAAAAUAUAUAUUUGGAAAAAAAAGAAGAAGAAGCA